AUGCGGGCGCCAGGCCGGGGACCCCGCGGGCCGCCGCUGACCAUGCCCGGGCGCCGGGGGGCGCUGCGCGAGCGGCCCGGCUGCGGCUCCUGCCUGGGGGCGGCGCUGGCCCUGCUGCUGCUCCUGCUGCCCGCCGGCUGUCCCGUGCGGGCGCAGAAUGACACGGAGCCCAUCGUGCUGGAGGGCAAGUGCCUGGUGGUGUGCGACUCUAGCCCCUCGGCGGACGGCGCCGUCACCUCCUCCCUGGGCAUCUCCGUGCGCUCCGGCAGCGCCAAGGUUGCCUUCUCUGCCACGCGCAGCACCAACCACGAGCCGUCCGAGAUGAGCAACCGCACCAUGACCAUCUACUUCGACCAGGUAUUAGUCAACAUCGGCAACCAUUUCGAUCUCGCCUCCAGUAUAUUCGUAGCACCGAGAAAAGGGAUUUAUAGUUUCAGCUUCCACGUGGUCAAGGUGUACAACAGACAAACCAUCCAGGUCAGUUUAAUGCAGAACGGCUACCCAGUGAUCUCCGCGUUUGCAGGGGACCAGGACGUCACCAGAGAAGCCGCCAGCAAUGGUGUCCUGCUGCUGAUGGAAAGGGAGGACAAAGUCCACCUCAAACUGGAGAGGGGCAACCUCAUGGGAGGCUGGAAGUACUCCACGUUCUCGGGGUUCUUGGUUUUCCCGCUAUAAAGGCAGAGCCCCCCCGGAUGGUGGGGAAGUUGCUGUCCGGACCCAGGAAUCCACCCUCCCUCACACCCUGAACUCGCCAGAACAGGACAACUUGUCUCCAGCCUCCUCCAUCAGAAGGUUGCGGUAGAAGAGUGAUUUCCUUCUCAACCUCCAGUAUUUUCUUUGACUCUUGAGCAUUCCUCGGGAACCUGGCCUCUAAUUAGUUUUAGACGACAAGGUCUUAAGGAGAAAUGAAAUGAUCGAUCUAAGCAAUUUGUCCCUGUGAUUGUAAAGUCAAUAUCGGAUUCCAUUGUUGGGACCAUUGACUCUUCUUCUGUUUGUACGUGGUGUCGCUGUCCCCCUGGGAGGAGCACGGCCGACCCCGGGCUGGACUGCAGGCGCGGCUCAGAGCAAGAGCCCUGCACAUCACCGCCCGCCCGACGGUCCCUGAAACCUGUUCCCUGUGUGUCUGUUCAGCCUUAAGAGAAAGAAUGGCUUCUCUUUCAUUCUGUAUUUUCCCCCUGGUGGAUGGGAGGACUUGGGAGGGGGACCGGGACAUUGCGUCAAGAAGUGCUUUAUCCGGAGAAGCAAAUUUUGCACGACUGGACUGCGACUUUUGUUUUGUAUUGUUUGUGUCUGUGUGUGUGUGUGUGUGUGUGUGUGUGUGUCCCACCAACCCCCUCGAGAAGCUUUACUUUUCUUCCCACACUCAGCCCUCCCUCCUCACCCCUGCUUUUAUUUUUUGUGCUGGGGAGAGGAGAGAAAAUGUGGGCUGAAGUCCUGGAUGAGACCAAACAAAACAAAACAAAACAAAAAAUACCUGUGUAUUUUGUUUUGGAUGAGACCAAACCAAACAGAAGGUACCUGUAUGUCAAAGUGAAAAUGACAGAUGGACAUUUCAAAGAGAUUCUCUCAGAUGCACUUUUAGAACUAACCACCUGGAAUUUUGUUUUUUUCCUUUGAUUUACGUUCUGGAAUACUUUUAAGAGCCUGACGUUCUUGGGUGGCACUGAAUCGUGUCAGAUGAGGAUGGAAGCUGUGAUGACCGAGGCCCAGAUCACAUGGUUUCUUUGCCGCGUGCACCUGGGUCUCCCAGGCAGUGUGGUUUUGUUCAUUUGGAUCCGCCUCUGCCUCCGGGUGAGCACAUGCGAUCAGGUGCUCAAAGUCAAUGGUACCCACCUGCUCCUCCCUCCAGGAUCCUCUUCUGGUCUGCAGAGGCAAGAGGGUGUCCACACUCUCCUGCGAGCACCCGGCGGGAAGCCACCUGGAUGUCGCAGCGGUUUGAAGGUAUUGGCCGAGGCGCCCUGCAAGCAGCUUCCCAGAUCUUCCUUGUUUUGGCACCUUGUGCAACAGUAUUAUUAAAUCACAGCUGAGAGUUGAUGGGUGCAGGAUUCGUCCGCCAAGGACAUGGCACUGAUCCCAAAGCAAUCAAAGAAGAGACCUCAAACCGGAUGUUACUCUGUCCUUUGUGUAACAAAUGUAACCAAAAUAUUGAUGAUAAAAAGUCAUAAUUUAAGAUUCAGAAUAAAUGGGUUUGAUGUCUGGCUUGCUCUCGUCUCCCAACUCUCCAAACCUGUGUAAGUAAAGACCACGGCUCGAGGGCGUGGGGAAAGUCGGCCCAUACUGUUCACUCUUUAGAGAAAUACACAGGAGAACACACACCAAGACACGCACAUCCAGCUGGGGGUCUGGGUGGAAGCUGCCUCUGAAAUAGACCUUUUCACACAGAUUUGGGGGGAGAUGUUAUGUGAAAAAAAAAAAAAAAAGGAUUAAAAAGACCUGACGGGUAGGAAUCUGCUUUUUAUCACAUUUCGUCUUUGAUGCAGUACAAGAUCCAAUCCAAUAUUUCACUCAGAGAUCACAGAUGCACAAGGAACUGACCUUUGAAGAGAGCUUGUAAGAUGUGUAUGAGGAGGCGGCACACUGGGUUUCAUUUUCAGAUAAGAACUGCAGCGGGGAUUCUGCAUAGGGAAAAACAUAGUUGGGCUAAGGGUCGAAGUUUGACUGGCCUUAGGUGAAGAACAUAACAGAAUGCGGAACUGAAUUUGAAUUAAAAUGCUGCUACAUUUUGGGAGGGGAAAAAAAUCAAAAAAUAUCAACCAAAAAGCAUUUGGGGUAUUUUGGCUCAGUGAUGAGAAGACAUACUUCUGAGCAAGUGUUGUUUGUUAAUGCUGGGCUAGUAGUUUCCUGUUUUAUGACCCUUAGUUAUUUAGUCUCUUUCCCUCAUUCCUUUAACUUUCUGUCCAGUUUUAAACAAAGAGCAAGCAGCCCUCCCUAGGCGACGGUGUAGCGCGUGAGAGAUGGGAAGAUACAUAAGUCGUUGCUAUUCAUAUUGCUUACUAAUUUGUCAUAGAUAUUUCUUUGUGUUUACAAAUUUAUCACA
Molecule: messenger RNA, 3037 nt
Organism: Camelus dromedarius (Arabian camel)
Lineage: Eukaryota; Metazoa; Chordata; Mammalia; Artiodactyla; Camelidae
Gene: CBLN2
Product: cerebellin 2 precursor
Exons: 3
Coding region: 1-675 (224 amino acids)
Biological process (GO): maintenance of synapse structure
Cellular component (GO): synapse
Molecular function (GO): protein binding
Source: RefSeq, a predicted model, not a curated record